This is a messenger RNA of Mercenaria mercenaria, 1438 nucleotides long. RefSeq names its product F-box only protein 39-like. NCBI's taxonomy places the organism in Eukaryota, Metazoa, Mollusca, Bivalvia, Venerida, Veneridae. The coding region runs from base 78 to 1382 and encodes 434 amino acids. Gene Ontology annotation, molecular function: protein binding. The transcript has 3 exons. The record is from RefSeq and is a predicted model, not a curated record.
AGAAUUUCUUAGCAACAGUGCAGGCGCAAAAUGGGUAGAUACAAUGAAGACGCUCCUUCUUGUCAGUCUUUGAAGUAAUGAAAAGAAUGAGGACAAUUCAACCGAAGUGGAUCAAUAUACCAGAUGUGGUCCUAAUCGAAGUGUUCAAGUAUUUGACGGACUCUGAGCGCGCAAAGGCGGCCCUUGUCUGCGAAAACUGGAGCAGGAUAUUCCAUUCACCAUGUCUUUGGAGAUUUCGGACAUUUGAGAUGGGAGGCUACAAGGCUCAAAUCUAUGGGAUGCGUGCGUGCAAAUUUGCUGAAAACUUCGGACGGUUUUUGAAAUACCUUGUCAUAAGCUGUAGUCAUCCAUCUUACCACACGUGCAAACUGUUUCAAAAAUCAAUUGACGAAUUGUUCGCAACACUCAGAGAAGCAGAAACGCAGCUGUACGAAUUCGAGUUAUGCAGACUGGAACUUGAACGCUACUGGAAAUAUGACACUCCUAGGGAAAAGUUGAUAAGUAUUUUCUCUAAGUUUUUGAAAACUCAAAAGCGCAUGCUAUGUUUUGACAUGUCGUCUGCACAAUUGCCUGCAUACGGUGGAUGUCGUGUGUUGGACGCUAUCGCGCACCAGUCUGGUAGCUCUAUUCAAGACAUGCUAAUGGAAGACUUUUUUCACUCACGGCUGGCCGUUCACCAAGUCCAGAAAUUCCACAAAGUAAUCGGAAAAUUUACGAACCUGAAAUAUCUGUCGCUGAAUUACAACUGUCUUUCGGAUGAAAUCUUGGAGAUCUUUACCAAGUCUCUCCAGAGGAAACUGCAUUUCCUAAACAUCAAAGUAUUCCGCUUUGAUCCUCACUUUCACCGAAUUUCCGGCCUGGCUUGGAAGCAGUUUGCUCAAUCAUGCCCGUGUCUCCGUGUCGCGUUCUGGUUUGAAAGUGUCGGCAUGCACGAGGCAAUCGCGCCGAUACUUGUGAAGGAAGCUCCAGUGAAGGAUAUCCAUAUAUGGUCAGGAUACGACGAUGACCUAGACUGGAGACUUUCGGACACCAUAGACCACAUCACAAAUACAUACGCAAACAUGAUAGAGUCUGUAUCAUUUGAGCUGGAUAACACACAAGAAAUCAUUGACCAACCUUUACUACAUCUGGUAUCCAAAUGUAAAAAGCUGAAAGAAUUGUCUGUGAAUGCAAUGGUAUCCAUAAAAACAGUAGAAGACAUCUGUGAAAUGCUGAGAGAGAAGACUAUUGAUUUACGAGAACUGCUCCUAACCUGUUGUGGUUUGACAGAUGUGGAAUGGAACAUUUUAGCAUCACUACGUGAAAGAUACCAACCAAUAUUUAAAGAAAGAAAAAUUGACUUUAAAUGUACAUCAGAUCUGAUUAUAGAAUCAUCUUUUUAAAACAAAUCUUGCAACUUUUAUGUUUAGAAAAAUGAAAUUACAACUUGAAAACUUUA